AAGGUACCUACGUAAUAAUCGGUAGGUGCCGUCGGGUGGUACCCUGGUAGACCCGCCCCGCUGCCUGUCCACGUCCGAACUUCGGACGGAAUCCGCGAUUAUUGCAUCUUCGCCUUACCUAACUUCCGACUCAGCUAAGGCAGAAUGACAAGCACCUGACACAGGCUUUCUACCCAAGGCCCGGCCCGGCAUCCAAGCUGAUAAAUGCGCAGCUCACCAUCGCUCCUACCGUCAAUGUAAUGAAUUGCCUUCAUCACACAAAGACUCUGGUCGAGUCUUUCAAUGCGCUUGCCGAUGAGGUUCAGUCCUUGAUUGACCGCAAGACCAUUCUAGAGCACAAACUGCGUUUCGCCCACGAGCAAUAUCAAUAUCUUGCCGACAAGUAUGCUCCAGCGGUUCCCGAGAUAUCGGAAACCCUGGCCAAGCUUCAGCUGCCACCGGAUCUGCAUCCCUCAACAGUAGAAGCCACAAACUUCGUCCCUCUCCCGAGACGCGGACAGUCGGACAGCCAACAUCAUAUCGCUCUAUUCAUCAGAGAAGGCAGGAAAGCGGCCCAAAAGCUCGCGAUCUCGGCGGACAUGAGCAAGGGAAGCGGUUCGGACAAGGAGGCUUUAUCGCCCUUCUCGGCGACGGAAACUAUGACCUCACUCUCCACAGUGCUUGAGCAGGAUUUCACCGUCGAGGGUCGCAAGGGUCUCCUGGAAUGCCCGUUCUCAAAGAAGUACGAUGUCGCCGAAGAACCGAACGUCGUCUCCGUCGCCGCCGAUGCAGCAACAGACGAUCCGACCCCUCACCGGUCGACGGAUCCCAUCUGUGCAGCCAUGUACGAAGAGACCAUGUCUGCGCCGGCUCCCUCGGCUGGGCACGGAUCUGCUUCCAAAUGCCCGAUUCGCUUCCUCGAUCAGCAUUCGCCGGAGGAGAUCGCGCAAUAUGUGGAGAAACACAAGCACCAGAUUCCUCGCAGCCAUGAAGUGUGUGUACGACGAUAUCAGAAGACUCAAGAUCAAAUAAGGAAGAUCGAUGCCAAGUACGGCAAUUUCUCGAGCAUGAUCAAAGGCCUCAGCCAACUCCAUCAACCUAUGCUGCCGACCGCGGAGCAAGAGGAUGCAGUGGGCGGCGCUUCCAACGACCGUGUUGAAACUUGGGCGAACGGCGUCAGUGUUAGCGAGGCAGGAGAUCCCGAGAAACCCGAGGACCAGAAACCCGAGAGCUCCAUGGGCGAGGAGCGUGAGAGCCACUUUGACCGGCCCCUGAACGAGGUUAGGGUCGGGGAAUCACCGAGCAGACCCUGGGGCAUCUCCAUCCCCGUCUAUUCCGCGCCGAACCAGCGUGACCACCCCCACCCCCGACGGGAGUCGUCGCCCGCGGCACCCGUCCGCAUGCCGAGCCCCGUGCCGACGCCGCAGGUGGAGGGUACGGCGGCGCGGAAAUGCCCCUUCGAUCACACAAAGUUGGCCUUCGCGUCGCCGUUCCCCAAGGGCGAGGCACCGUUGGCGAGCGCUGCUGCUGCCGAGCCGGAACCGAGGAUCGAGAGACCAUCUACUCCAGUCAAGAACCCGUUCCCUCCAGCCAGUUAUCUGCCACCGCCUACGAUGCCAACCUUUGUAAACCCACCACCACCGGUCCCAGAGACGAAAGAGGACAAACCAGCCAGCACCCCACAGACGGUAUUUAAUAUUACGGGUCCAGUCUUUAUCGGCUAUCCGAUGGAGCAGGCCAUGCAAUUCAUGCAAAACUUCCAGGGAGCCCGUUGAGGCUGGCUUGAUUCAGCGAUCCACGAGGCUGUCAGUGUGAUUAUGGCUUUCGAUGUGCGUUUAGCGGGGAUGAUCUGUCAAGUCGGAACAGACUGGACUGGCCUUGUUGUAGGAAAUAAUGUCUUGGCUUUCAGCGUUGGCGUUUGGUAUUUACAGGCAUCGCGAAUGGCGUCUUGGAACUCUUAAGGAGCAGGAGUAUGCGAUACAAGGCAAAUUACUUAGGUUUCUUUCUAUCAAAUAUAGCGUGAUUUUGAAUGGAAACGGGGAGUUCACCAUGACUCCAAGAACCCAACAACUUCCGAGUUAUAGGCCGUCUAAUUGAU
Messenger RNA from Phialemonium atrogriseum, 2077 nucleotides. RefSeq lists its product as uncharacterized. NCBI's taxonomy places the organism in Eukaryota, Fungi, Ascomycota, Sordariomycetes, Cephalothecales, Cephalothecaceae. The record is from RefSeq and is a predicted model, not a curated record. Bases 240 to 1754 code for a protein of 504 amino acids. The transcript has 2 exons.